UGUGACUGAUUGGAGAUGCGAGAGGAAUCGAGAAGAAUUUGUGGUAAAGGUGAAAGUAUAUGGGACAAGUUGACGCACGAUCAUCCAGAGUCGAUCAAAGACGAGACCAAUGGAGAUGUGGCCUGUAAUUCGUACCAUCUUUACGAAGAAGAUGUUCGGCUUUUGAAAGAUUUGGGGGUGCAUUUCUACCGGUUCUCCAUAUCUUGGCCACGAAUUUUACCAACUGGACACGUGAACUUGGUGAAUCAAGCUGGCAUCGACUAUUAUAAUAAACUAAUAGAUGAAUUGAUUGCUAAUGGAAUAGAGCCCAUGGUUACGAUGUAUCACUGGGACUUACCUCAGCCAUUACAGAAUCUUGGUGGAUGGACCAAUCCACUCAUAGCGAAUUACUUCGAGGAUUAUUCACGUGUCCUGUAUACUAACUUCGGAGACAGGGUGAAAUGGUGGAACACUAUCAAUGAACCCAAAUCAGUUGUUCUUGGGUACAGCAUUCCGAUUGGAUUUGCCCCUAACGUCGUGACAUAUGGCCACGGUGAAUACCAGGUGAUACACACAAUCCUUCUGUCACAUGCCAGGGCUUACCGUGUCUAUGAACGAGAAUUCAAGGAAACCCAAAAAGGCAAGGUGUCCAUAGUAUCGGUGUGCAACUGGAUUGAACCAAAGACCGACAGCAAAGAAGAUCUCGAGGCGGCAGAGAGGACACGACAGAUGCAUAUAGGUUGGAUCCUGCACCCAAUCUACAGUAAAACCGGCGAUUAUCCGCCCAUAAUGAAAGAGUGGUUGGCCAAGAAAUGUAAAGAAGAAGGUUAUAAUAGAUCUCGACUACCAAGCUUUACCAAGGAGGAAGUGGAAAUGGUGAAAGGUACAUGGGAUUUCCUGGGUCUGAACCAUUACACGACAGUCUUUGUAUCUGAGAGCUUACAACAUUUCCCUUUGUUUAUGGACUGUGAUGUUGGUGUGGAACAAGAUAAAAGCUACCCAACUGCAUCUUCAAUCUGGUUGCAGGUGAUCCCAUGGGGUUUCAGGAAGAUCCUCAACUGGAUCGCCAAGGAAUACGACAAUCCGCCCGUUUUGAUAGCGGAAAAUGGAUUCUCUGACCGUGGAGACCUGAAUGAUACAGACAGGAUCAGUUACUUCGUUAACUACUUGCGUGAAUUACUGAAAGCUUUGAAUCAAGAUGGUUGCGAUAUAUUCGGGUACACCGCCUGGAGCCUGAUGGACAACUUCGAGUGGGCGUCUGGAUACACUGAAACAUUUGGCCUGUAUCACGUGGAUUUCAGUGAUCCAGAUCGAAGGCGAACGGCCAAGAAAUCGGCCGAGGUGUUUUCGGAGAUAGUUAAAAGGAACGAGAUACCCGCACGUUUCUUGACUGAGAAGAGUUCUCUGUAAAGCGUUGGGGCUGUUAAGUGUUCUAAAAGAAUGCGUUCCACCAUCUCGUCAUUUGUAUUAUCUGUGAAAUAUUUAUAAUAAUGCCUUCUAAAUGUCAGGAGGUUACAUUAAGAGAAUUAAUUCUUCGUAUACAUUGGGCCAGAUACGGAUUCGCUAUUUGUCCCAGGCUAGAGGCUCCACAGCAUUUGAAGAAAUAUAUUUAAUAUUAAGGACAAUAUAAGAAGGAAUAAUAAUGGUUCAGAUGAGUGAUGAAGACCGCAAAUUUUAAUGUUUUAAUUAGCGUUUUGUAUCGGUGACAUUUGUACUUGUAUAAUUUAUGUUUAAAUGAACAAAAAUCAGCUAAUUAAUGUAAUAUGUUCACUGAAGCCACUUGAAUCCAAGCCACAUCUUUACACCCUAUUUCUCUAAGAUUUAUUCUAAUAUGAAAUAUUAAUAUUCAUAAAAAGAAGUUAUUUAAAAUAAUAUAAGUAAUUUCAUAUGUUUACUGAAGCCACGAAUUAUGGGUACACGUUUGUGUACCUAACUUAGCUCAGCCAGAUUUUCAGACAUAAAGAGCGAGUGAUUAAGUUACGUACUGCUUCAUUAAGUAUUUAUCAUAUAAAAAAUAUUUUAAAUAAAGUAUUUACGUGUUAAUGAAAUCCCA
This is a messenger RNA of Zootermopsis nevadensis, 2032 nucleotides long. The record is from RefSeq and is a predicted model, not a curated record. NCBI's taxonomy places the organism in Eukaryota, Metazoa, Arthropoda, Insecta, Blattodea, Termopsidae.